Molecule: messenger RNA, 882 nt
Organism: Colletotrichum destructivum
Lineage: Eukaryota; Fungi; Ascomycota; Sordariomycetes; Glomerellales; Glomerellaceae
Exons: 3
Coding region: 177-545 (122 amino acids)
Cellular component (GO): preribosome, large subunit precursor
Source: RefSeq, a predicted model, not a curated record
GUAAAGACCGUUCGCUCUCACACAGUAACUUUCACACCCUCGACAAUUCCAACUCUCCGUCUCUCUGCCGACCUCUACUCAGUCAUUUAGUUACUCAUUUGACCUUUUUGUGUCCAUCAUUUCAUUCCCAGUCCCUCUUCCGCACGUCACCAGUCAUCCGGGCAGCAUCCGCAACAAUGGCUAGAAGCUCAAGAUCCAGCGUUACUAAGAAGAACAACCAGAGACUCAAGGCGAAUGUCUUUGGGCCUGUUGAGCAGGCGAGAGCCGAGCGUCUCUCGGCGAAGCUGCUGGAAUUAUCCAGGCAGCCCAAGCCGGAGAAGGAGGCCGAUGUCAACAUGGACGUUGAAGAGCAGAAUGAUGAUGCGCAAAUCAACGGCGAUGAUACUGAGAAGAAGACUGAAAAGACUGACGAUAACGUCAUGGAUGUCGACUCGGCCAAGCCCAAGCGUCGGUCUGGUAGAAUCCAAAAGCAAAGGAAGAAGACGUCCAAGGUUGUUUUCCCUAAGUACAAGGACCGUCGCGGAGGUGUUCAGAAGAAGGCCUGAGCUUGUUGCUGCCGUUUUUUCAUCAUGCUUCUGACUUCAUGGUCACUUUAUGUUAUGGCUGGAGAGACGCUUUCAACGAGGCGAAAGACAGACCGCCCUGAUGAGAAGUCUCGUUGCGAGUGUUUCGCUUCUGAACAUAGCCUAUACCUCCUUGGCGUUUUUUUGUGUGUGGGUAAUUAAGGGACUGAAAUUUUUUGCGGUUAUUUGGGUGUCGUUUUUUCAAACUGCACCCAACGGAAUUUGAGACUCGGUUGAAAAUCGGUAGACGGAAUUUGCACCAGCAGGGAGUAAAUCAAUUACGACUCUUGAAUGAUGCAGAAUACAUAUUAUUCAGUGC